AAAAAGAAAUUUCAGACAGACAGACAGACAAUAACAGAAACACAAAUACAGACAGACAGACAGACACAAAAAAUACCAUCAACAAAAAAGAAAGAAAAAGAAAAACUGAACACAGCAAAACAAGUCAGUACCCAAAAACAACACGGUAAUCAAAUUAAUUACUUUAUUUGUUAAUUAGUGUUAUCAAUUGAACAGGGUUUACCGCUUUAGAAAGUUCUAUCUAUUCCGUAUAUAUAUAGUUCGGAUCCACCACCUUCCAUUCUUUGUUUAGAUCACUUUUUAAUUUCCACCUUUGUUGUCUUGAUCGAUCAUCAUCAUCAGCAUCGCCCCAACCUCCCAGUUUGCCACUUCCUCCACUCCCCAUUGAUACCUCAGAACUACCCCCAUCCUCACUAAUACACAUAUAGACGACCAUGACUUCCGUAACAGAAGAAGAAAUCUUAGCAUCCUAUCCUCAAAUUAACGCUCCAACCGAACAAACUGGUUAUACUUGUAAUUUAACCGAUGAGCAAAAGACAACUUUGGCUCAUUUAAAAGUUUCUUUGGAAGCAAUGGGUUAUACUGAUAGAUUAGAUGAAGCUACUUUAUUAAGAUUCUUAAGAGCAAGAAAAUUCGAUUUAUUUAAAGCUCAAGAAAUGUUUGUUAAUUGUGAAAAAUGGAGAAAAGAAUUUGGUGUUAAUGAUAUUUUAACUACUUUCCAUUAUGAUGAAAAACCUUUGGUUGCAAGUUUAUAUCCUCAAUAUUAUCAUAAAACUGAUAAAGAUGGUAGACCUGUUUAUUAUGAAGAAUUAGGUAAAGUUGAUUUAACUAAAAUGUUAACCAUUACUACUCAAGAAAGAAUGUUAAAAAAUUUGGCUUGGGAAUAUGAAUCAAUGACUCGUUAUAGAUUACCUGCUUGUUCAAGAAAAUCAGGUUAUUUAGUUGAAACUUCUUGUACUAUUAUGGAUUUAAAAGGUAUUACUAUUUCAGCUAUAUCUCAAGUUUCGGCUUAUGUUAGAGAAGCUUCUGUUAUUGGUCAAAAUUAUUAUCCUGAAAGAAUGGGUAAAUUUUAUCUUAUUAAUGCACCAUUUGGAUUUGCAACUGCAUUCAGAUUAUUUAAACCAUUUUUAGAUCCUGUUACUGUGGCUAAAAUUAGUAUUUUAGGUAGUUCAUAUUCAAAAGAAUUAUUAAAACAAAUUCCACCAAAUAAUUUACCAACUAAAUUUGGAGGUCAAUCAGAAGCUACUGAUGAAGAAUUAUACUUAAAUGAUGUUGGUCCAUGGAGAGAAGCUAAAUAUAUAGGUCCAGAAGGUGAAGCUCCAAGAGUUUUUAAAACUAAUUAAAUUUCAAAGUUUUUCGACUUUCAAUGUCAUUAAUUUCAUCUCUUUAAUCAAAUUCAUGCUAAUCUUAUCUAAUAUAUAUUUAUCAAACUAAAAUCAAAAAUCAAAUGAAAUCAUAUGAAAGCAAUAUGUAUACAUUAAUUAAUUAUUCAAUUUAGCAAUAAAAAAAAGUCAUUUGAAAGUUAAUUCUAGGUUGCUAUGACUUUUAAUUUGAUUCAAUUUCAGUUUGCCGGCUUUUAUAUAAAUUAUACACUAUUAUAUCUACUUUUUUUUUCGGU
Scheffersomyces coipomensis is the source of this 1597-nucleotide messenger RNA. It is a transcript of the gene SEC14, whose product is annotated as phosphatidylinositol/phosphatidylcholine transfer protein. Lineage: Eukaryota; Fungi; Ascomycota; Pichiomycetes; Serinales; Debaryomycetaceae. The transcript has a single exon. The record is from RefSeq and is a predicted model, not a curated record. The coding region runs from base 414 to 1322 and encodes 302 amino acids.